CCAGCCGCCCCAGCACCACGAGCACCAGCAGUACCCCCCAAGGUGAUGUUUCUGAUAUGGAAACUGUUGUACCUGCACCGGUUUCUUCAGACGAGGGACAUGACGCUACUGCAGCAAUGCAAGAAGAGGCCGUGCAUCUUCAAAACGACGAGCAAAAGGAACCUACUGGUUGAGGAGCAUAGCCAGGAAGAUGCAGGUGAUGUUCCUGCUAUGGAAACUGCACAGGUUUCCUUUGACGAUGAAAAUGAUGAUACUGAAGAAAUAGAAGAGGAGCAGGGUCAGGAAGACGAAGGUCGUGUGGAAACUGUUGUGCCGGUUUCUUCAGACGGGGCAAGUGGUGGUACCGAAGAAAUGGAAGAAGAGGACCAGCAAGCGGUUGUUUCUGAUGCGGAAACUGUUACGGUUUCCUCGGACGAAGGAGCUGAUGAUGCUGCUCCUCCGUGCCGCGCGAGCCAAGACCUCGCCUCCCCGCUCGCCACCACUGGGAUGAUUCUGCACCAAGUCGGUCUUGUUGGGCACAAUCCUGUUAUGGAGAAGCUUAAGAUUUCCGACACCAUUGCUCCUAUGUUCUCUGGAGAUGUUGGCCUGGCUGACCUGUUGGUGGGACUAGAUUGUGUCUGCUUCUACCGGUAUUCUAUUUGUGCUCCACCCGAAAUCUAUUUUGCACUGCCAAGUUCUUGAAACGAAGCGCUCACUGCUCGACCAUUUCUUUACUAAACUGGGAGCAACAGAGAUGGAGAGGGUGCUCAAGGAUGAUGCCAUCCAGGAGAAGGGCGAGCGCGCCAGGAUGGUGAUUUGUUUCUUGGAAUUUGGAAGAGGAAGACGAUGAAGUGUGGUGGUUAUCUAUCAAUAUGCCUUGUGUUCUGGUUGUACUUCAUAGCUUUCAUUGUAUUUUGUACUGGUCUGGUUGUAUGAACAGUAUGUAAAGAUUGUAAUAGGCUAAUUUUGGCUAUCAUUUCAAGUAUAUAGUUCUGUUUCAUUUGAAAUAUUUGUCAUUUAUGUACUGUGAAAAUGUGAGAAAUAGAAAGUUGAUGAGUUG
This is a messenger RNA of Triticum aestivum (bread wheat), 1039 nucleotides long. RefSeq lists its product as uncharacterized. NCBI's taxonomy places the organism in Eukaryota, Viridiplantae, Streptophyta, Magnoliopsida, Poales, Poaceae. The record is from RefSeq and is a predicted model, not a curated record. The transcript has 8 exons. Bases 46 to 681 code for a protein of 211 amino acids.